GCAUUCCAUUCCGAGUCUCUCUCUCUCUCUCUCUCUCCUGCUCUGCUUCCCUUUUAACCAUUUACCAAAAUGACCAAACUGCCCUUACUGUUAGACAGAUGAAAAACUGAAAAAGAGGAGCGGGCGAGGAGUCGGAGGAGAUUUGAUUUCGUUUUCAUACUCUGUCAAUCUUAAGGUCGGUGUCCGCUAGAUCCACACGGUUAACAACAGUCUUGUUUCGCCAAAAAACGAAAACCCCAAAAAAAAAGAAGAAAAAAGAAAAGAAAAUCCACCAACAUUAGCUUCGAUCGCUAAGAUUUGGAGCUCGAUCAGCUUUAGUUGUUGGAAACUUGAUUCUUUUAUGACCCUACCAUGAUAUCUACUUCAAACACAUCUGCAAUGGUGUUGUCUUCUGAAUCUUUGGACGUCAACGGAGUUCAGACUUUAAAUGUAAGCCUCCACCGAAGCAGGACCUCUUCACAGGGUUCAAUUGCCAUCCUCUGGGACAUUGAGAACUGCCCUGUCCCAAGUGAUGUCCGUCCUGAAGAUGUAGCUGGAAACAUACGAAUGGCGUUGCGUGUCCACCCUGUUCUUGAAGGAGCUGUUACAAUGUUCUCUGCUUAUGGAGAUUUCAAUGCAUUCCCCAGGCGGCUUAGAGAGGGCUGUCAGAGAACUGGAGUGAAACUCAUAGAUGUUCCAAAUGGAAGAAAAGAUGCUGCUGACAAGGCUAUCCUGAUUGACAUGUUUCUCUUUGCCCUUGACAACCCUCCACCAUCUUCAAUCAUGCUUAUCUCAGGAGAUGUAGAUUUUGCUCCUGCAUUGCACAUCCUGGGCCAACGUGGAUAUACCAUUAUCCUUGUUAUUCCUGCUGGAGUGGGUGUCUCAUCUGCCCUUAGUAAUGCUGGAAGGUUUGUCUGGGACUGGCCUAGUGUGGCCCGUGGAGAAGGAUUCGUGCCCCCCAAGGGUCUAAUGUCUCGUGUACAGGCUGACAUUUCUGGAUAUCUUAUGGGCUGCCAUUUUGGUGACAAUGCAGAUGGCCAAAUUGAUGAAGAAGCUAUUGUGUACAAAGGGAUCUCACAAAGUGGAUCAACUGUGUGGUCCAACGCUAACCAGUUCUACCGUUUUAAUUCUGGGGACUUUUCAAGGACCUCACAUUCUUUAUCUGAAUAUAACAGUAAUUUAAUUGGCAUGCCCUCCUUCCCCACAUCAAGGUCCCGGAGUUUCCCUUGUGGUUUGAACAGUGUUUCUGCAGGACCCAUUGGUGGUGACCAGAAUGAAACACAUGAACCAACAUUUUGGGUCCAACCUGGAGAUCUGAAUGGCCUAAAGGGCCAGUUGGUAAAGCUGCUUGAACUGUCAGGUGGGAGCCUACCACUUGUCCGUGUUCCUGCAGAAUACCAUAAGAUUUUUGGACGGCCAUUGUAUGUGGCAGAGUAUGGAGCUUUUAAGCUUGUGAAUCUUCUCAAGAAGAUGGCAGAUACAAUGACUGUGGAGGGCAAGGGCCACAGGAAGUAUGUCUACCUCAACAACCCCAUUGAUCGAGCAGGAAAAUUGGGCCCCAAUUCAUCAUCAUGUCUAGAAAGGAAGGAUAAGAAGAGGAAGGGACCUCAGGAGGAGAAUAAUCCAGAUAUUAGUGUGAAUGCUGUUGUAGGGUGCUCUUCAGAUGAGCUUUCAGAUGAUGAAAAGUUGGAACACGAGGAGAGGAGUGGAAAGACUGUCCCCUGGGUGGACCCAGAAAUUGACAAACAUCUUGAACAAUUUAAGCAGGAACUACAGGAGCUUCUUGUGAGCUACUCAUGUCGUAUCUUCCUAGGUUGUUUUGAAGAAAUAUAUCGCCAAAGGUACAAGAAAUCAUUGGAUUACAUGAGCUUGGGUGUGGACAAGCUGGAGGAGCUGAUUGACAAGGUAAAAGAUAUUGUGGUUUUGCAUGAAGAACCAACCAGCAAGAGGAAGUUCCUGGUUGCGGUGGGUGGCUAGAAACCGGAAAAGUGCCAUAGUACUUGCCAUAUUAACUUAUAUAAAAUCAGAUGAUUGAGGUAUGCUUUCAUACGUACCCGACUUCUUUUCUUCUUUAUGGAAGUGGGCACUGGGCAUUUGUUUCUUCUCUUCAUUCGUAAAACAAGAAAUCUGGAGCCUGUUUUCAAGGUAUCUUAUAUGACAUGCUUGCAACAAGGGUGCGCUUCCUCAAGAUGCAUGGGGGAGUUACUGUAACUGAUCAACAGCUAAUAUGAGAUUGUAAAUUUUAACUUGCAUUGUAGUCCAUCCAAAUUAUUGUGAACUUGAUGUGCCAUAAAGGUGUUGUAUGUGACAAUUACAUGUGUUGAUUACUUAAUGAUAAGUGACAUUGGGGACCCACCCUUUUUUAUGGGCUCCACCUCGGGUA
This is a messenger RNA of Nelumbo nucifera (sacred lotus), 2362 nucleotides long. RefSeq lists its product as uncharacterized. Gene Ontology annotation, biological process: regulation of gene expression. NCBI's taxonomy places the organism in Eukaryota, Viridiplantae, Streptophyta, Magnoliopsida, Proteales, Nelumbonaceae. Gene Ontology annotation, molecular function: RNA nuclease activity. Gene Ontology annotation, cellular component: peroxisome. The record is from RefSeq and is a predicted model, not a curated record.